Nannizzia gypsea CBS 118893 is the source of this 2532-nucleotide messenger RNA. RefSeq lists its product as hypothetical. The transcript has 4 exons. The coding region runs from base 1 to 2532 and encodes 843 amino acids. The record is from RefSeq and is a predicted model, not a curated record. NCBI's taxonomy places the organism in Eukaryota, Fungi, Ascomycota, Eurotiomycetes, Onygenales, Arthrodermataceae.
AUGGCUUCUCAUGGUGGUAACAGUUUCCUGCCUCUUGGUUCCGAUAUUCAACUUCAACCUCUUUAUGCUGGAGUUGUAAUCGCUCUCCUCGGCGGCGUUUACUUCUCUUAUAAGUGCAGCAAAGAAGACGACUCUCCAGGCUUCCUAAAGUCGUAUCUUCUCUUCUUUUAUACCUGCUUCCUUAAGCCUACCAAGGACGGGCCCAAAGCUACUCAGCAGGAUGCCCUAGAGAGCUUCUAUGGCAAGCAGGCAGGCGCUUACGAUGCCACCCGCCAGGUCCUGCUCAAGGGCCGCGAGGAUAUGCUGGCAUUGGCUGCCGCCCAGCUCGAGUCCAAGGCCGCUGAGCUGAAGGCUGCAACCGACAAGCAGAGGUCCAGACGUAUCUGGGUCGAUAUCGGUGGAGGCACAGGAUGGAAUAUCGAGGCAAUGGCACAGAACGUCAAUGUCCCCGAAUUCUUCUCCAGUGUCUACCUUGUCGACUUCUCUCCGUCUCUCUGCGAAGUCGCAAGGAAGCGAUUCGAGCGUCUCGGAUGGAAGAACGUAACUGUCAUCUGUCAGGAUGCUCGCAAGUUUCGUCUUGAGGACUACGAGACAGGAAUGUCUUCUUCUCGAGAUCCCCUGCGAUCACCCACGCUCGGCUACUUUGAUCAAAAGGGCCCAGAGCACGGAGGAGCCGACCUGGUUACCUUCUCAUACAGCCUUUCUAUGAUUGCAAGUCCCGAUUACUACUCAGUAGUCGACCUGGUGACCACGCUCUUGUCUCCUCAUGGUAUCCUGGGUGUAGUUGACUUCUACGUUCAGAACCGGAUUGACUUCUCUUCCAGAAACUACACUGGCGGACAGUUGGGUCGCCAUGUUAAUGCCUUGUCCAGAGCAUUCUGGCGUACCUGGUUUGACUUUGAUCGUGUUGGCCUUGAGCCCAGCCGUCGUGACUAUCUGGAGUAUAAGUUCGGAACAGUCCUGACUGCUAAUGGCCGGAACCGCACCUUGGGCUACAUCCCAUAUUACGUCUGGAUCGGAUGCCAUAAGAAGCCGUUCUCAUUAUCCAGUCUACCACACGAGAUUAUUGAACGCAUUGAUGCCUUGGCCACGGAAUCGCCGUACCUGCGUCCUGUGAAUCAGGGUGACACUCUUACGCAUGCAGUUGAGAGGUCUGCGCCUGAGAUUCGCUCCAAGGCCUUCGUCACUGCUGUCCAGAAUAUCUCUGCCAAUCUGCCCCUUCCGUCGUUCUUUUAUCAGAACCAUCACUGGCGCAUCUACUAUGAUGAUCAGCUGCAGAAACACACCCAGUUCAACGAUGAGUACAUCUAUGCAUUUACCUGGGAAGAUUCUCGCGUGGAUAAGGAAAUUCUUAAUCUCGGCCCCGACGACAAGAUCCUUGCCAUCACUUCUGCUGGAGAUAAUAUUCUCUCUUAUCUCAUGCAGAGCCCUGCCCGCGUCCAUGCUGUCGACCUGAACCCUACCCAGAACCAUCUACUCGAGCUCAAGGCGGCCUCGUACACGGCCCUGUCCUACGACGAUUUCUGGAAGAUUUUCGGUGAAGGAAAACACCCUGAUUUCCGCAACUUGCUCAUCUCUAAGUUGUCUCCGCACUUGUCUGGCCGUGCAUUCCAGUACUGGCUCAAUAAUGUCCAUGUUUUCCAGAACGCCAGUGGUUAUGGUCUAUACGAUACUGGUGGUUCACGACAUGCUAUCAGUGCCUUCCGCUGGGUCGCUCGUCUCUUCGGCCUCCAAUCUACUGUGAAACAGAUCUUAAACGUCAAGACUCUCGACGAGCAGCGUGGCCUUUGGCGUAACAAGGUCCGACCUGCCCUCUUGUCUAAGCUUGUCUGUAAUCUUGUCGUUGCCCAGAAGAGUUUCCUCUGGUCCGCCCUUGGUGUGCCUUUGAACCAGCUCGCUAUGAUUGAAACCGACCAUGCCGAGUCCGAGCUUGUCAAGACCAGAAAAGCUAAGAAUACUCGCUCACACGCUAUCUGGCACUACAUGGUCAACACCCUCGAUCCCGUUGCCGAACAGACUCACAUUGCUGAGGACAACCCAUACUACCAUGUUUGUAUGGCCGGAAGCUUCUCUCGUAAAUGCCAUCUGGACUAUCUCACCCCCGAGGCCCACGCCAAACUAUCCCGCCCCGGAGCUCUGGACGGACUACGCAUCCACACCGACGAGCUAGAGGAGGUGAUUGCACGCAUCAUGCCCGGCACUUUGACAGUCGCAGUCAUCAUGGACAGCAUGGACUGGUUCGACAACGGCUCCCAUGCCGCUGCCACACAGAUCAGCAAACUCAAUCGUGCGCUGAAGAUGAGCGGCCGUGUGAUGCUACGAUCUUCCGCUCUAAGUCCCUGGUAUAUCAAAGUCUUCGAGGCACAUGGCUUCACUGCUAUGCGUCAUGGCGCGAGAAUCGACGGAGCUUGUAUCGACAGAGUCAACAUGUAUGCUAGCUGUUGGGUUUGCACCAAGACGGAUAACUUGCCUCCUCCAACUCCUGAAAUGGAUGUAAAUGGCGGAUCGGGGAUUACUAGUCUCUCAAUUUGA